Dama dama (fallow deer) is the source of this 1852-nucleotide messenger RNA. Its product is annotated as small integral membrane protein 15-like. NCBI's taxonomy places the organism in Eukaryota, Metazoa, Chordata, Mammalia, Artiodactyla, Cervidae. The record is from RefSeq and is a predicted model, not a curated record. The transcript has a single exon. The coding region runs from base 505 to 729 and encodes 74 amino acids.
UUGCCCCGAUGCUCAGCGGAGGUGGCCGCGGCGCCGGCGGCCCAGGGUGUGGCGGGGAUGACCUCUGAUUCCCGGGGACCGCCGGCUGCUCGAGCCCCGCCGGGCCCGCGCUCGCGGAGGCGGAGGGUCGGGGAAGCGUGGCCCCAGUGGCGGGCCACCGGGUAGGGUGAGGAAGGGUGAGCGAGGGGAAAACACAGGAAAGGACAGUGCGGGUGGCUGUGAGGUGCCCUCACCUUCAGGCGCCGUGCGGGUCUGAUCCGAAGAUCAUGCCUGGUGGAUCCUUUUCGGAAGGAAGAAGAAGAAUAUUUAGUCCUUAAAGUGUGGAGGGCGCUUGCACCUAGGGUCCGAAAUUGAGGUGCACGGGAGAAUUUAAGCCUUCUCUCAGAAGUGUGUUGGUAGAGUUAAAGAAGAAGACAGCUAACCAAAGGUCAUCUGAAAUUGUGACUGGCUGAUAAUCCCAGGACAAAAUUAGAGAUCACUACUCAAGCAUAAGCCUCCACGAAGAUGUUUGAUUUAAAGGCUUGGGCUGAGUAUGUUGUGGAAUGGGCUGCAAAGGACCCAUAUGGCUUCCUUACAACAGUUAUUUUGGCUCUGACUCCAUUGUUUCUAGCAAGUGCUGUGCUGUCUUGGAAACUGGCCAAGAUGAUUGAGGCCAGGGAAAAGGAGCAUAAGAAGAAUCAAAAACGUCAAGAAAAUAUUGCAAAAGCUAAACGACUAAAAAAGGAUUGAAGGAAUGAACAGGCUGUGUGUCCAGAGGAAAAUUGUUCGGAAAAUUAUGCAUCUUUGAAAGGACCCAUUAAGGUUUCUUUUUGGAUCUUAUGACAGUAUUACUAAACUAAAAGUCUGAGUCUAUGGAAGAAUCAUGUCAGUUCUCACCUGUACUGUAGCAGCUUUUCGGCUUCGGUAUAGAAGUCUGUUGACAGUACUGUAAAUUGGCAUUUAUUAUGCUACAGAUUAUUUUAACUGACUUUCAUUUGCCUUUUUGCAGCUUAUAUAUGAAUACUAAAAUGAAAACAUCCUGUGAAGAAAAGUGACUUUAGAUUAUGAACUCUAUUUAAAUAAUGGCUUAAAAUGUUCUGGACAGAGGAGAUUAAGAAUGUAAAAAUCAAGAGUUGUUCUGAGCAGAAAAGCGUGGUUUGGCUUAAAAGAUACAUGGUGUAUUAAUUACAUCUCUUAUCGUUAUUAUUUCUUGGAAUAGAAUCACUUCUGGUUUCCUCAAAGCAAAAUAAUAUUAUUCAAUGAGUACUUCUCUAUUUUCUGUAUUUUUCUUACUUUAGCUUUUGAGAUACUGGUAAUUACCAGAUAGUCUGCAUUUUUAAAAAAUCUAAUUUUAUAAAGAAUUUUCUUGUUAUCUUGAUUAUGUAGAAUACCACCUACUGGAUAAAAUCAUUUUUCUACUUAUGAACACUGCCAUUUUCUUAGAGAUGACUUGAGUAGAAUAACACUAUGAUUUAAAGCUUAAGAGCAAAAAUGCGAAAAAAAAAAAAAAAGAGCAAAAAUGCGAAACCUGUAGUACCUUGGAACCAGUUUAUUCUCACUUGUGCUAAGUAGAAAUGUGAAGUAGUUAACAUGUCUUAUGAGAUAAUUUGUUUUUUAUUCUAUUCUUUGUUUUAAUUCAUGUGGUGGUGAUGUCCUUUACUUUUUGAUCAGACAGGUUCACGGUGAAAAUUAAAAUUUCAACUUUCUUUUAAGGAACUUUUAAAGAGUUACAGUUAUGUCAUGUGUCAUAAAUGGUAACAAAAGUCUUAACAUUUGGAAAUAUUUUGUUUGCAUUGUAUUAAUUGUGUGAAAAAGGUGUAAAUAUGUCAAAAUGAGAAUGUUCGAAAUAAAGAGGUAAAGGAUAUUUCCUUCA